Suillus plorans is the source of this 756-nucleotide messenger RNA. RefSeq lists its product as uncharacterized. The record is from RefSeq and is a predicted model, not a curated record. NCBI's taxonomy places the organism in Eukaryota, Fungi, Basidiomycota, Agaricomycetes, Boletales, Suillaceae. The transcript is spliced from 5 exons. The coding region runs from base 1 to 756 and encodes 251 amino acids.
AUGAAUUUUGAUGCCAGAACAUAUCUCGAUCAUCGCCAGCUGUCGAUAUCUGAUGGUAGGUUGUCUCUUACUCUUUCCCGCCGAACUAUGGGACAUUCGACUCGGAGGAGAUCUCGUAGCUCAUCAUCCAGGCAGCAUGUGGCUACACAACGUUGGCUUUCCAAGCCAGGAGUUCGAGAAGCCCAAAACGCCAAAGCUCGUGCUCGAGUAGCUCUCAAUAGGGCAAGGAAGAAUAAAAAACUCGCUGAAGAGCAAAAGGCACCUGUCACAUCAUCGCUACUUGAUGAUGGCUGCGAAGACCCACAGUCAGCGUGUGAAGAACUGUCCCGCAAUGACAGUUGGGACGCCCGCGAUGACAGUUGGGACGCCAACGAUGAUUCAGUGCUCACGAUGGAAAACGAUCUGCCCUGCACCUGCAACCCUCAAACGCUGGAUAACAUUGAGAUUCAGGUCCGGAUGUGGCGAAUGGAAUGGUUAUUAUCAGCAGAAGACACGUGGGGUGAAGCAUAUGAGGAAGCGCUCGCGCAUGCUGAGGCGAAGGGGGGACAUGAGGCUAAUAUUUUCUUGGAUCAAUGUGCGCAGCAUGUUUCAGAGGGGAGGAUGAUUUUGGAUAGUAUCCGGGAGGUUGUACACACCAACUGCCCUUAUUGCAGGCAGCGCCUCAAGUACGACAGCAUUCUAUUGUACGAUUUGCUCGUCUCCCUGAUGUCAGAGAUAAAAUUCAUCGAGGUUAAACUAGAUACAUCGAUACUGUAG